Messenger RNA from Leptosomus discolor (cuckoo roller), 1449 nucleotides. Lineage: Eukaryota; Metazoa; Chordata; Aves; Leptosomiformes; Leptosomidae. The record is from RefSeq and is a predicted model, not a curated record.
GUUUUUGGUUGUGACAGCCGAUGCUCCCCAGCUGUCCUCCCCAACCGGCUGAACAAGAAAUGGGAUGGGAAACCAGGAGAGCGGAGCUCCAUCUUCUAUUCUGCUGGACAGUUUUUCUUUGAGUACCUGGUGGUGGUGUCACUGAAGAAGAUGCCAGAUGGACAUUAUGAACCCAAAAUAACCUACCAGUUCCCAAAGCGUGAGAACUUGCUGAAGGGCCAGAAGGAGGAGGAGGAACGUCUCUUACAAGCCAUCCCCCUCUUCUGCUUCCCCGACGGCAACAACUGGGCUCCUGUCACGGAGUUCACCAGUGAAACCUUUUCUUUCGUCCUGACCAACGUGGAUGGCAGCAGGAAGAUCGGCUACUGCAGUGGGCUCCUGUCACGGAGUUCACCAGGUGCCAAGCAGCCGGGUGCCCUCAGCCCAAAAUUGCUUCUGAACAAGUGGCUGCCUUUCUCAGCUCAUGGAUUGGGCCAGCUCGGGGGCUGCGAGCCAUCCGGCCGUGGUGUCCGCCUCCCUGAGGUGUUCUGCAUCAUCAGCUGCCUGGGCUGCUUCGGACUCUUCUCCAAGAUCCUAGACGAGGUGGAGAAGAGGCGCCAGAUCUCCAUGGCGGUGAUUUACCCCUUCAUGCAGGGACUUCGGGAGUCGCCCUUCCCAGCUCCGGGGAAAACCGUCACCAUUAAAAGCUUCAUCCCUGAGUCAGGCACAGAGCUCAUCGAGCUCACACGGCCUGUGGACGCCCACCUGGAGCACGUGGAGUUUCAGGCUCUGCUCCAGCGGCUCAGCCCCCACCUCAUCCUGCACAUCUUUGCCUCCGCCGUGUUGGAGCGACGGCUCAUUUUCCUUGCAGAGGAGCUGAGCGUCCUGUCGCAGUGCAUCCACGCGGUAGCUGCUCUCCUCUACCCCUUCACCUGGGCUCACACCUACAUCCCCGUGGUCCCCGAGUGCCUGCUCGACACUGUCUGCUGCCCCACGCCCUUCAUGGUCGGCAUCCAGAUGCGGCACCUGGAGCGGGCUCUGAUAGUUGACCUCUGCGAAGGGAAGAUCCUCCGAGCGGUCGGCGAUGAGGAGGAGAUCUUGCCCAUCAAGCUGCAGAACGAGGUGCUGACAUCUCUGAACAGGCACAACAACAACAACAACGUACAGACAUCCGAGCAGGUGAACACGCUCGUCUCUGAAGCCUUCGUGCAAUUCUUUGUCCGAAUGGUCGGCCACUACGCCUCGCACAUCAAGUGGAGUAAAAACGGCUCGGGCACGUUCCAGGAGCGAGCCUUCUGCAAAGCCAUCGCCUCCAAGACCAACCGCAAGUUUGUGAAGAAGUUUGUGAAGACGAACAUGUUUUCCCUAUUUAUUGAGGAAGCAGAAAAGAGCAGGAUCCCACAGGAAGCGUAUUUCCAGCAGAAAAUAACAGAGUACCACGACCAGAAGAAGCACCGAAGGGACUCCUGA